CUUUCACCUGCAUGCCUCAGUCAGUUCUCGAUUCCAACAAUGGACUCACCUUCAUAACUCCUUUGUGUCCUACCGCCGCUUCGCUAAAAUGUGGUGGGUGGUGUGGCUGCUCCCCGCGGCAGUGAUGGCGGAAGGCCUGAUCCUGGUGAAGCACUGCGGGGAGAUCACCUGCGACAGGUACCAGUACUGCUCGGACAACACGUGCCGCAACUGUUCCUUCCCAUGCACCCCGUCCAUCGGCAACAAGUCCGGCCAGGGCUCUAAUUUCGACCGCGAGCUCUGCGAGAAGCAAUGUCAAGAUUACAUCCAUGAUGUUGUUAAACAUUACGUCACUUACGAUGAAGGAAAGGAUAUGCAGAAAGAAGUUCGAGAAGAAAUGCUCGGUUCCAUCGAGGGCCUGAGGGCGAUGGUUGCCCUCUCCCUCACCCUCAGCCUCUUGGUCGGAGUGGCCAUGCUCACCUGCCUUGGCUUCGCUUGGCUCAAGUACCGGAGGCUCUGCAAGGCAUCUACCAGGGAGAAGGACAUGAUGGAAAAGAAGAUCUCUACCGUGUCGGGUAUCGUAAACAACAACAAGGAUUGUGGAGGUAACGGGAUCCGGCCGAUGGACCUGCCGCCCGCUUCGACCGCGGGAGCGCCGAGCGUGGUGACGACAACGACCCCCAUCUCGACCCGUCACCCGAGCGAGGACGCCACCCUGGAGUACGCGGCCUACGACAACCCCGGGAUGACCCCCAGCCCAGUCCUGGCCGAGAACAGGGGCGAGACCAGCUUCUGACAGCCACCUCCCAGGGGUCUUCCGCGGCUGGCCUGUUGAGCUUCGGGUCGAUCUCACUCCUUUGUAAUCCUUUGGUGUCUCUUGAUGACAUCUCAACCGUUUUGUUACAAUUGACUGAUCUAUUGUGUCCCACCAAUAGAACUCUUUGUAACAAAUUGUUGCCAUUCUGUGUGAAAAGACUUUGUGACAAUAGACUUUCCUGUUACACAAACAGAUCUGUUUAGAAAUUAGUAAAUUUAUAUUAUUCGUUUAAAAUUAAAGUCUUUCAUAUUUUAUUCUGUGUUAUGUGAAUUAUCAGUUAUAAGGAUGCCUCAACUGGCAUUGUUUCUAGAUCAUUAUUUAUUUUUAUAAAAUUUUGUAGUAACUAAAGAAUGUUUUGCUAAUAUGCCCAACCAAUAUAACAUAAAUUCCUUCAUUUGAGAAUUCGAAAUAGGUCUUUUGGAUUCUUACUUAUUCUUAAACAAAUAUACGUGAAAACUAAUUUUCAAACUUCAUUGUGCGGACUGAUUUUAUUGAUAAAGACAUGAUUUAGAAUUUAAACUGAUAAUUUAUGUGCUCAAUUGUAAUUAUAUAUAUGUAUAUUAAUUCUAUUGUUAUUUAAUAAGGAAAUGUAUGUUCUUCUAAGAUCUAAUAUAUAUAAAUAUUUUGAUCUUUAUUUACUUAUCAGGUAUCCAUGUAAUUUGUUAGACUGUAAACAACAAGUAGACAAAUUAA
This is a messenger RNA of Nezara viridula (southern green stink bug), 1489 nucleotides long. Lineage: Eukaryota; Metazoa; Arthropoda; Insecta; Hemiptera; Pentatomidae. The record is from the annotation of a GenBank genome assembly.